CUGGGAAGGGAACAGGGUGAAUGAUCUUCACAGAACAGGCGCUGGGUCGGAGCGCAACGUGUUGCUGUCGGCUCCCUGCAGAACGCGCUGCGUUUCGGCUGCCGCCCCGCGAUGUGCGAGGCGGGGCUGCUGGCACCGGAGCCCCGCGAGGCGGCGCGGCGCUACGGCGAGUCGUCGGACACCUGCUGCCGUAUGGACCGCUGGCAGAGGCUGCGCACCGCCGUCCGGAGGCUGGAGUUCUGGGAAAGCUUCAGCGCCGAGCUGGUCGGGAGCGGCUUCUUCUCCAAGGUGUACAAGGUGACCCAGGCUGCUGCUGCUUGUAAAGUGAUGGUGGUGAAGAUCUACAAGAAUGAUGUGGACCAGGAGGUGAUAGUGCGUGAGAUCAGCCUGCUGCAGAAGCUCUCCCACCCCAACAUCGUCAGGUACCUUGGGAUAUGCGUAAAGGAUGACAAGCUGUACCCCAUUCUGGAGUAUGUGAAUGGGGGCUGCCUGGAGGAGCUCCUGGCCAGCAAAGACGUUGCUUUGUCAUGGAAGGAGAAGGUGGACUUAGCUUCUGACAUCACCAGGGGCAUGAUCUACCUGCACUCCAAGAACAUCUACCACCGAGAUCUCAACUCCAAGAACUGCCUCAUCCGAGUGACACCGCGUGGCCGCGAGGCGCUGGUGGCAGACUUUGGGCUGGCCAGAGAAGUGGUGGAGCUGCCUGUGCAGUAUGCAGAGAGGAAGCUGUCCCUGGUGGGCUCUGCCUUCUGGAUGGCUCCUGAGAUGCUGCGGGGAGAGCCCUACGACAGGAAGGUGGAUGUGUUUUCCUUUGGCAUUGUGCUCUGUGAAAUCCUGGGCAGGAUCCCAGCAGAUCCUGAAGUACUUCCCAGAACUCAGGACUAUGGCCUGGAUGUCGCUGCUUUCUGCAGGAUGGUCAGCGGAUGCCCUCGGCGGGUGCUGGACCUUGCUGCCUGUUGCUGUCGGGUGGAAGCAUUCAAGAGGCCGUAUUUCUCCGAUAUCUUGGAUGAGUUGGAAGACGUUGCAGAGAGCCUGGAGCCCAGGAAGGACAAUCCACUUUUGAGCUGAGCUGUGGGCCUCCUGCAAAGCACGAUGGAUGGACUGUAAAUGGAGGGUCAGAAGUGAAGAAGGAGGGUCAGAAGUGAAGAAAGAGGGUGGAGGAUGGAAGAACUAAGUGACCCACUGGUAUUUAUUUAAUCAUAGUCUCAGUCUCUAAUUUCUGAGAUUGAAAAAUGGAGAGGAGACUUAACCAAGGUCUUAUCUGAGGUUUUUAACAGAUGUAAUUCAGACAGCAAACAGCCUUUGGCUUGUUAAAAGUAAAUGAUCCUGGAUGGCAAGUCAGGGACCUGGAUUCCCUUAGAGGAUGCUUUCCAAAUGCACCUCUACAGAAGUGCAGCCCUCUCUUGCUUCCCUGCGCUCCCUGGGCUCAUGGCCUUCUCCUUCCACGUCUCCUCUGUGCUUGGGGAACCUCUGUGGGGGCUGGAAUCCCUGUGGAGCAAAGCUGGGGGCUUUGAGGCACACAGAGAGCCUCAGAGUUGCCGUACGCUGCAAAGCCUUAAAACCCUCCUUGGGUGGCCCCACAGGGAUGGCUGCAUUGUGGAGCGAUGCUGGUGGGGCACACCAGCAUUCAGUGAGGUUCUGGGGAGCAGUGUGGAAGGUGUGCCUCGCCGAGGUGUGAGCCAACCAACCAGUAUCUCCUCUCAGAACUGGGGCUGUGCUCUGUCCCAGCGCUGCGGCUGUCUGGAUUUCUCCCCACAGCCCUCUGUCAGGGUUUGGAGGUGGGAGAGGUGCACCUCUUAUCCUUCCACAGGUCUCCAGUUCAGCUGGUUGCCAGGCCUCAUUGGGAGGGAUGUGUUCUACUUAGGACCGAAAUAUCUGUGGUUGUUAGUAGGUGUGAUGGCUUUGUGGCAGUGGAGCUGUGUCUCUUCUUGUACACUGUAAGCUCUUGGAAUAGUGGCCCUUUGUGCACCAAAAAGCACUUGAAGAUUGUAUAAUGAGGUGUGCAAAUAGCAUUGCAGACCUACGUGUGGACUUGAUCUCGAGAUCUUGGGCAGAACUUGGUGUCACAUGUGGCUCAGUGUCUCUGUGCCCUGGCACCCACAUAAAGGAGUGACAGUAGUGUGCCGAGAUGGAUGUUGUGGUGGAGUGCAGUGUUUUCAGCAGAGAUUCCUCAUGAUAAGGAAGAUGAAACACACUGAAUGGCACCAGGACCAUUGGCUCAGCCACAUGUCCAGAGAAUCCUCCAUCCCUGGAGCUACUGUUGUGCUUUUCUGGGUUGUGACAGCUGUGCACAGGAAAUCUGCUCGACAGCAACACACCAGCAAACAGCUUCCUGCUGGGGAGUGCUGCCAGUAGGAGGAGUGAAGCCUCAGGAAGCAGAAGACCAAAAAGGAUGGAAGCUUUUCAACCUGGUGGAAGGCAGAGUUCCAACUUUUUUAUUUGACCGGUGGAGUGAAAUGGACUGCAACGGCAGUGGAAACAGCACUGAUGUACCCUUGUGUCUUCAGGGGCAGCCAGCCACCACCAGCACUGCAGCAGUUGGUCCCUCUGCUGUGGGCUUGCCCCCGACCACCAGCACUGUCCCUUGGACAUGAUGUGAGGGUCAUUGCGAGCCUCAUGGGCCAGGGGGUCUGCAUGCUCUCCUGGAGGCAGAGGGCAGCGGUUGGACACAGCUGGACUGGGUUAUGCAGCUCAGAGCAGGGAAUGACACUUUCUGUCUGCUGGCAUCUGUAUGGCUGUGAGACUGCAUCUGCUUGGCAUCCUGAGGGCAGCCACGGGUGGGUACAGAGCUGUGCUUCUGCUGGGCUUUCUGUCUGCCCCAUCCGCUCCCAUAGAAGAGACAUCUAGCCCCAUGCUGAGUCUCAGGUGACAAAGGAGAUCUUUGCUAGAAGGACUUGUGGUUCUGCUGCUGCCUGGCUCCAUGGCCAUUUCAUCCUGUGCAGAGUGCUGCUGCUGAGGCACAGUACCAAACACAGUGAACAUCUUCAUGCUCUGUCAGCACAGCUGGCAGGAUAAAACCUUGGUGAAGACAGAGCACUGUUAGCUGUGAGAAAGUGGUGCUUUGCCUGAGGUGCCACUUGGUGCCCAUGGCGUGGGGCUCCUUACAGCAUCUGUUGCUUCAACUAGGGGCACAGCAGCAGCACAAGCACCGUGCAAAGGGCAGUGGGUUCACCUUUUCCAUCCUAGCAGCCCAUGAUGGGCUGAAGGGACCAAAGCACAGUGAAAUAACUUCUCUUCCCCUGAUGCAGCUUGUUUUGUGCUGACUCAUAAAUGGCACUGCUUGUUUUUCAGUGCAGCUGCCUUACAAGGACAGCUUAAAAAGUCAGAGGGAGAUGUUUUCUUUUAGACCACCACAUCCAGUGCAAACAAAUGCAAAUUGUAUGGAGGUGCUGAAGCUGUUUUAUUACAUUCCCAUGUGAGCAGUUGUUGGUGUUAGGUAGGAAGGAGAUCUCUCCUUCCAAAGGUCCAUCCCUUAAAGUCUGUCAUCUUUCAGUUCUGGCUGUGAAAUCUUGGGCGUGUGGAAGAACUGCCGUGUUCCUCCCUGCGAAGAACUGCUGCAGAGCCCCUGGGUGCUGGCAGCAAUCCCACGGGUGUUGGGCUGUCCCAAACUGCACAGGAAUAUCUCUGAAAGUGGCUCUCACUGGCUACAGGGCUGCUUCCCCUUUUUGGCACCAGCCAGCCAUCAGAGCUGCUUCCAGCUGCUCACCUCCUUGCUCCCUGCCCUGGAGUGAAGCAGAAAGCAGGUUCUCACCUCAUCCCCUGUCCUUGUCCAUCAUGAUUUACACCAGGGGGAACAGCGGGAGGAACCCAGGGAUGCUGUUAUUCCUGGUCUUCAGGGUCACUCCUUUCCAGAGCUGCUGAAGAGCAAAAACAAAAUGCAAACCUAAUUCUUGAGCUUUCUGGGACACAGAAAAGCUGAGAUGAGCAGUGACCACCGGGAUCAGUCAGAGACUGACUGGAGCUAUUCUGCUUUUCUUCUGGAGAGACUCAUGGGAAGGACAGCUAGCAAGAGGCACUAGAUGGCAUGCUGACAGUUUGGGGGUAUGUUCCUUUAGGGCAUGUCCUUCACAACAUCUCAGGACUCCUCUCUGCACCUUCCACACUGUCAGGUGUAGGAGCUGAUGGAGGUGCAAGAACCACUCUUGGAGAAGUGGGAUCUCUGGGUUGGUGACAGUGACAUCUCUGGUGACAGUCACCAGACCUUGGAGGCUGCAUGGAGGAAGGUGCUCUUCCUGUCUGCAGUUACAGCAGUGCCCUGUGUGCUCAGGGUCUGCUUCCUUCUCCUCACCAUGUUUCCCUGCAACUCCAAGCAGCUGGACCUUUGCUGUGUGGCUUCUUUAGGAUCACUGUACCCUAGACUGCAUCAACUCCACUAAGUUCUGAAUAACUACAGAGGAAAUCCACGUGGACUAGUGCAUAUUGAAUAUGAUGUAUGUCUCCCAGGGGGGUGGAUCCUGACCUAGUGCUUCAGUUCUUCCUGGCUGGAGUCUGUGCAAGCCCUCUCCAUGGCUGCUGUAGCUAUGGGACUUGGGGAGGGCCGUGAAGCCCUGAGGACCCUCUUCUUCACACAGCUGUAUCACUGCAGGGAGCGCUUUGCUGCCUUGCAGAAGGGGCUGCAGUGCCAACUCACUGUGCUGGCUGAGGGAUGCAGGAGAGCAUCAUUCUCCUCUCCAGCCAGGUGCCACCCACCUCCCCCAGCGCUGCUGGUGUGGGCAUGAGGUGCUGGGAAGGGACAGCCCCAGCUCAGUUGACCUUGGGGGUCAGCUUGCUGCACACUUGUGCGCCAAGUGUGAUAAAUGCGGGAUCCUGCAGAACCCACACAAAUAAAUACACUAUUUCCACUGAUUGAUGUGUCACUGUAAUGCAGUUAACACUUGGUUUCCAUGGUGUCUCCUUCUACAAGGCUUGACUUGGGACUGCUGUACUGUCCUAGUGCCACUCACUGCUGGACAGACUGUUUUUUCCAGCUCUUGGUCCACAGUGGUGAAAGAGAGAUCCUGAAAACACGGGAAUGGCUGGAGCUGGCUCCAGUUUGUUGUGAGAUUUGUUGGGCAAUGGGGAAGAGAAUUCAGUGCCUUUCCGACAGCUCUUGGAUCCAACAGGAAAAAGGCUGCAAAAACACUGAAGGUUUUGUGUACGUAGAUUAGAGACAAAAAUAGCAGGAUGUGCCACGUAGGGUCAGACCAUCUGAGAGUUUUACUGAAAAACAGUAGCCUUACCACCAAGGUAGUCUUUACAUCAAAUCUUUACAUUCAGAAAAGCUUACUCAGCAUCAGCAGGGCUGCUGGAGAUAGAGCAGGGUUAAAGUCAGGGCUUACAAAAGCUCAAAGCAGUACUGCUCCCUUCUGAUCUCUAAAGGCUACAGCUGCUCUGGGCCAAAGGCACAACUUACAGUGUCCUUCUUGGUCUGAUCUCGCCCUCAAACAAUGUGAUGUUUUCUGUCUUCUGUUGGGUGGCAUCUGCCAGUGCCAGUCAGACAUCCUCCUGCACUACUGGCCUGAAUUUCACUUUUGUUCAUUUAUGGGAGUAAUGGCAUUCUUUGCCCGUCUUCCAGUUGAUGCUGUCAGCACAGCUCCCGCGUGCACCCAGUCGGUACGUGCUGCUGAGGUUAGAGGCAUGUGUGGCAGUCAUUGCACCACCACCCUCCUUGAAGACUGUGGCACAGUUGAAGGAUCUCAUGUCAUUGCCCUGAUCUGCUGUUGAAAAUGACAUGGCCUCAUGCUAUAUAAGGAGUCUCCUGCAGGGAGAACACACUCAGUUACUGCAGUAGUGCAGAAGGGAACCUCGUGUUCCUGAGCACCAACUGCAGGGCAGCAGGGGCCUGGUUGGAUGUAAGGCAGUUUGUUUGAAUCCCAUUCUCUUGGUUGCCUGCAUAGUCUCCUUGGUCACCCAGAACAGGAGCGGUAUCCUGAGUUCUGCUAGGACUGCUAACACAGAGAGAACCCACCAAUGGCUGUGCAGCACAUGGGCCAGAUUCUGCCUGCAGUCACACAGGUGUCCACUCUUUUGCACCGCUUGCAUUCUCUGCACUUUCUGAGGUCUGGACCAGCAGCAGACAAAGCUCAUAAACCCAGAGCACUGCUAUCUCACUUGUUGGUUUCACUCGUUCCCACAUGAAGGAUAUUGAAUUUUGCAGAGGAUUUGUAUGUUUUUUAAGAAGAAACAACAACACAACCCCAACAUACCAGGUAA
Molecule: messenger RNA, 6192 nt
Organism: Lagopus leucura (white-tailed ptarmigan)
Lineage: Eukaryota; Metazoa; Chordata; Aves; Galliformes; Phasianidae
Product: dual specificity testis-specific protein kinase 1-like
Exons: 9
Coding region: 112-1068 (318 amino acids)
Biological process (GO): actin cytoskeleton organization; protein phosphorylation
Cellular component (GO): nucleus; cytoplasm
Molecular function (GO): ATP binding; protein serine/threonine kinase activity
Source: RefSeq, a predicted model, not a curated record